AUGUUGGUAUUGAACUCGCCUCACAAUCCUGUGGGAAAGGUCUUUUCUGUGGAGGAGCUGAGUGAAAUCGGAGAGUUGUGUGUUAAGCACCGUAUGAUCAUCAUAUCAGACGACGUAUACGACAGUCUGACUUAUGUGCCGUCCAAGCGCAUGGCCACACUCUCACCAGCCAUCUGGGAUUUGACUCUUACGGUUGGCUCCUGUGGCAAGACUUUCUACGCUACUGGCUGGCGAGUUGGAUUUCUUAUCGGGCCUGAGCAUCUAAUCAAAUACGUCAGCGCCGCGCACAUGCGAAUCUGCUAUUCUAGCCCCAGUCCUUUGCAGGAGGCAUGCGCAUCUGGAUAUGAGCUUGCGAACAACUUCGGCUUCUGGCAAAAGUCACAGGAAGAUAUGAAGGGCAAGAUAAGGCGGUUCACACAAGUGCUCGAUGAGCUGGGGUUGCCCUAUACCGAUCCACAGGGAGGAUACUUUGUUUUGGUCAACUUCUCGAAGGUCAAGUUUCCAGAAGACUACCGCUUCCCUGCUCACAUUGAAUCGCGCCCGAGAGACUUCAAAUUGUGUUGGUUUCUCAUCGUCGAAUUCGGUCUGGCUGCUAUCCCACCAAGCGAGUUCUAUUUGGCCGAGAAUUCUCACGUGGCCGAGAACUACUUACGCUUCGCUAUUUGCAAGGAAGACCAUAUCUUAGAAGACGCAAAGGACAGACUUAGGCAGUUGAAGAAGUACAUCCUAUAA
Messenger RNA from Phaeoacremonium minimum UCRPA7, 732 nucleotides. Its product is annotated as putative kynurenine aminotransferase protein. NCBI's taxonomy places the organism in Eukaryota, Fungi, Ascomycota, Sordariomycetes, Togniniales, Togniniaceae. Gene Ontology annotation, biological process: biosynthetic process. Gene Ontology annotation, cellular component: cytoplasm; mitochondrion. The record is from RefSeq and is a predicted model, not a curated record. Gene Ontology annotation, molecular function: L-kynurenine:2-oxoglutarate transaminase activity; pyridoxal phosphate binding. The transcript has a single exon. Bases 1 to 732 code for a protein of 243 amino acids.